CUGGCCUCUACUCCCCAGGCCUUCUCCCCUCUGCACCCAGGCUUGGAUUUCUGAGCUCUCUGCUGUGCUCCAGAACAUGGCAGGUCCCGCAACCAUUGCAGCCAGCCUCCUGCUGCUGGCCUUUGCAGCUGGACACAUCUGCCGUACAGGCUCUGUGGUCAUUCCUGUUUCCUGUUGCAUGUCGUUCGCCACCACGAAAAUCCCUCGGAGCCGAGUGGUAGGCUACCAGUUAUCCAAUGGUAGCAUGUGCCCCAGAGCAGGGGUGAUCUUCCUCACCAAGAAGGGCCUCAAACUCUGUGGCGACCCCAGGCAGCCGUGGGUGCAGAGUUACAUCAAGAAUCUGGACGCCAAGCGCAAGAAGUCCUCCAAAAGGGCCAGGAUGAAGGACCUCAGAGUUCCUGGGCAGACACCUGCUGGAGGCAGCCCCACCAUUUAAUCCCUGUCCUCAGGUGGGAAGGGGGAUGCAGAGAGCUACCUUUCCUGUUUCUUUAGCAUCUCCCUUCCUGGGAGAUUCUAGCUUUCACUUACCCCAGAGCCGGGAGAGAAGGUUCCAGAAGGAGGGGCAGCAUUGUGCCCUUCUCUGUCCUGCAGGCUCCAUCAGAACAUGGAUGCAUUCUCUGCCCCCUACCUGCCAAACACCUGCACAGACCUUGCUGGGACUGCAGGGGGCCUGUGGCCUUGUGGUGGGAGCUUCUGUGGUGUCAGCUCUGUGACACUUGGGGGGGUACACUGCUGCCUUUCUCA
Molecule: messenger RNA, 744 nt
Organism: Ochotona curzoniae (black-lipped pika)
Lineage: Eukaryota; Metazoa; Chordata; Mammalia; Lagomorpha; Ochotonidae
Product: C-C motif chemokine 24-like
Exons: 3
Coding region: 77-436 (119 amino acids)
Biological process (GO): neutrophil chemotaxis; G protein-coupled receptor signaling pathway; monocyte chemotaxis
Cellular component (GO): extracellular region
Molecular function (GO): CCR chemokine receptor binding; chemokine activity
Source: RefSeq, a predicted model, not a curated record